AUGAUCGAUGAUAGUGAUAGAGAGUUGGAAUCAGACUACGAACGAGAUAGAGAUAUCGACGACCGCUCUCUAUCGCUGGACGAGUGUUCCAGCACACAUUGCACCGAGGAGAUAUUCGACUAUAGUGAAAGCGACGAGGAGUAUACCGACUUUAUUGACCUCAACGACGAACCAACAUCCGAUAACAUACCAACAACAAUGAUCUCCAAUAACAACAACAACAACAAUGUAUAUAAUAGUAGUGGCUCAUCCAACAUAGAGUAUCACAAGAGGAGUAUAAAGAAGAAGAAGAUAUCAACUUCAAAGAGAACCAGCAAUAUCACUGGUACCAAUCUCCAACAACAAUCAAAUCCAUCAACUCCAACACAAUCUAUUCGUCACAAGAAUAACAACAACAACAACAACAACAACAGCAACAUCAACAAUAUUAUUUGCAACGAUGCAAUUGAUGAAGAUGAUAACUGUGAUAGUGACGACGAGGAUGGACUCAAUCAAUUCUCCCAACAGAUAUUGGAGUUCCAUCGUUUCGUUAUGAUUCCCGAUGCAGAGUCCACGGUCCAUGUCCAUCCACCAAGUACAUCAUCAGGUCUUACAUUGCGUCCUCCAUCGGCCAUUGUAAAUCUAUCAAGCUUCAAUAUUGCCAGUUGUUGA
Messenger RNA from Acytostelium subglobosum LB1, 651 nucleotides. RefSeq lists its product as hypothetical. Lineage: Eukaryota; Evosea; Eumycetozoa; Acytosteliales; Acytosteliaceae. The record is from RefSeq and is a predicted model, not a curated record. The transcript has a single exon. The coding region runs from base 1 to 651 and encodes 216 amino acids.